Prorocentrum cordatum is the source of this 2292-nucleotide messenger RNA. NCBI's taxonomy places the organism in Eukaryota, Dinophyceae, Prorocentrales, Prorocentraceae. The record is from the annotation of a GenBank genome assembly.
AUGGAGGUCAAGCUCGCGAAGUCGACCAACUUGCCCGAUGAUGCCAUCCUGUCCAUCCGCGCAGGAACCGUGCGAAGGCAGGCUGCUGUGAACAGCGGACGGCCAUUUCGUUUCCCGAAAUCUGCGGAGGCAGAUGCCGCGCCCCUGAAGAUCGACAUCCUCAAGCAAGUGGGUUCCGCUUACCUGGUUCUCAAACCAGGGACAGACCAGUACAAGGUGCUCUUCGCAAAAGACGCUGCCGGUAUCGAGCUGGAGGUCUGUGUGAAGAAGCUCGACGGUGCCGCGGCUGCUGCAGCGGGCACCGAAAAAGAGGUCGAAGAUCCUAAGGACGCUGCGAAUGGCGCGAAGGCCGCCAAGGAUUAUCUGGAGCAGCACCAGGUGCUGCAGUUUGUGCAGGGCGUGCUGCAGACGGUGAUUAAGGAGAAGCCCGAGGACCCCUUUGGCUACAUGGCCCGUCACUUCAUGGGCGGCUACGACGGAGCAUCUGCGCCAAAGGCGGCAGCAACCGAGGAAGUAAAGCCCGAGGUGGCGCCCAAGGAGGAGGCGAAAGCUCCAGCUCCCCCCGUUCCUCCCGCGCCAGUAGAGGACGCGAAGCCUGUGGAGGCCCCCGCUCCAGUCGCCGAGGAGGCGAAGCCAGCCGGGGCACCGGCGGCAGCGGUCGAGGAGGCGAAGCCAGAGCCCGCAGCCGAGGAGGCGAAGCCUGCGGAGGCCCCCGCUCCAGCCGCGGAGGAGGCGAAGCCGGCUGAGGCUGAGGUACCGGCAGCAGCCGAGGAGGCGAAGCCUGCCGAGGCCCCCGCUCCAGCCGCGGAGGAGGCGAAGCCGGCUGAGGCUGCGGCACCGGCAGCAGCCGAGGAGGCGAAGCCUGCCGAGGCCCCCGCUCCAGCCGCGGAGGAGGCGAAGCCGGCUGAGGCUGCGGCACCGGCAGCAGCUGAGGAGGCGAAGCCUGCCGAGGCCCCCGCUCCAGCCGCGGAGGAGGCGAAGCCGGCUGAGGCUGCGGCACCGGCAGCAGCCGAGGAGGCCAAGCCAGCCGAGGCCCCCGCUCCAGCCUCUGAAGAGGCGAAGCCGGCUGAGGCUGAGGCACCGGCAGCAGCCGAGGAGGCGAAGCCUGCGGAGGCCCCCGCUCCAUCCGCGGAGGAGGCGAAGCCGGCUGAGGAGGCGAAGCCAGCUGAGGCUGAGGCACCGGCCGCAGCAGAGGAGGCGAAGCCUGCCGAGGCCCCCGCUCCAGCCGCCGAAGAGGUGAAGCCGGCUGAGGCUCAGGCCCCAGCAACAGCCGAGGAGUCGAAGCCUGUGGAGGCCCCCGCUCCAGCCGCUGAGGAGGCGAAGCCGGGUGAGGAGGCGAAGCCGGCUGAGGGUGAGGCACCGGCAGCCCCCGCUCCAGCCGCUGAGGAGGCGAAGCCUGCGGAGGCUGAGGCACCGGCAGCAGCAGCCGAGGAGGCGAAGCCAGCCGAGGCCCCCGCUCCAGCCGCGGAGGAGGCGAAGCCGGCUGAGGCUGAGGCACCGGCAGCAGCAGCCGAGGAGGCGAAGCCUGCGGAGGCCCCCACUCCAGCCACUGAGGAGGCGAAGCCGGCUGAGGCUGAGGCACCGGCAGCAGCAGCCGAGGAGGCGAAGCCUGCGGAGGCCCCCGCGAAGCCAGCCGAGGCCCCCGCUCCAGCCGCGGUGGAGGCGAAGCCGGCUGAGGCUGAGGCACCGGCGGCAGCAGCCGAGGAGGCGAAGCCUGCCGAGGCCCCCGCUCCAGCCGCUGAGGAGGCGAAGCCAGCUGAGGCUGAGGCACCGGCAGCAACCGAGGAGGCGAAGCCUGCCGAGGCCCCCGCUCCAGUCGCUGAGGAGGCGAAGCCUGCGGAGGCUGAGGCACCGGCAGCAGCCGAGGAGGCGAAGGCUGCGGAGGCCCCCGCUCCAGCCGCUGAGGAGGCGAAGCCGGCUGAGGAGGCGAAGCCGGCUGAGGCUGAGGCACCGGCAGCAGCCGAGGAGGCGAAGCCUGCCGAGGCCCCCGCUCCAGUCGCUGAGGAGGCGAAGCCGGCUGAGGCUGAGGCACCAGCAGCCGCCGAGGAGGCGAAGCCUGAGGCCGCACCGGCAGCGGCCACGGAGGAGGCGAAGCCGGCCGAGGCCCCCGCUUCGCCAGCUGAGGAGGCGAAGCCUGCGGAGGUCCCCGCUCCAACCGCUGAGGAGGCGAAGCCUGCGGAGGCCCCCGCUCCAGCCGCUGAGGAGGCGAAGCCGGCGGCCGCACCAGCAGCAGCCACGGAGGAGGCGAAGCCGGCUGAGGCCCCCGCUCCAGCUGCCGAGGCGAAGGCGUGA